Molecule: messenger RNA, 4801 nt
Organism: Lytechinus pictus (painted urchin)
Lineage: Eukaryota; Metazoa; Echinodermata; Echinoidea; Temnopleuroida; Toxopneustidae
Product: fructose-1,6-bisphosphatase 1-like
Exons: 6
Coding region: 178-1191 (337 amino acids)
Biological process (GO): gluconeogenesis; fructose metabolic process; fructose 1,6-bisphosphate metabolic process
Cellular component (GO): cytosol; cytoplasm
Molecular function (GO): fructose 1,6-bisphosphate 1-phosphatase activity
Source: RefSeq, a predicted model, not a curated record
GUGCAUUAUUAUGCGCCGCGAGUCGAGUUUGCAUCAAUACAAUUGUCCUUCACGCGACAUUCAUGCGUAUGUGGCGUAGUGGCAAUGAAUGCCAAUGCUGGCUGCUAUCUGACGUUAGAUUUCUAGACUAUAGAUUUAUCUCAAUUUACUUCGAGUUUUAAAGUAAUCUUCGUCAUCAUGUCUUCCCAAGGAGUGCAGACUGAUUUUGUGACGUUGACAAGUUUUGUUCUUGCCGAGCAAAGACGUUUUCCCGAAGCAACUGGGGAGCUCACGACACUGCUUAAUUCACUGCUCACUGCCGUCAAAGCCAUUUCAUCAGCAGUAAGAAAGGCUGGCAUUUCACGCCUGUACGGUAUCCAAGGUUCGGUGAACACGACAGGAGAUGAACAGAAGAAGCUGGACGUGAUCUCAAACGAUCUCUUCAUCAACGCUCUGAAGGGAUCUUACACAACAUGUGCCCUCAUCUCGGAGGAGAACGAAAACAUGAUCGAGGUGGAGACGGAGAAGCAGGGGAAGUAUAUCGUGGCUUUCGACCCCUUGGACGGCUCGUCAAACAUUGAUUGUCUCGUCUCAAUCGGUUCCAUCUUUGGUAUUUGGAAGAAGACAAGUGAGGGCGCUGUGACAGAGAAGGAUUAUCUUCAACCUGGCCGACAAAUGGUUGCUGCUGGCUAUGCCUUGUACGGUAGCGCCACCAUGGUUGUACUCAGUACGGGAAAUGGCGUCAACGGAUUCCAGCUGGAUCCCGCGAUUGGAGAAUUUGUGUUGACAGAUCGUGACAUGAAGAUCAAACCAAGAGGAAAGAUUUUCAGUAUCAAUGAAGGAUACGCCAUGUACUGGGACGAAAGCAUCAAAGAAUACGUCAAGUCAAAGAAAUUCCCUGAGGAUGGCAAGGCUCCGUACGGUGCUCGAUACAUUGGAUCUAUGGUAGCCGACAUGCACAGAACGCUUAAAUAUGGAGGCAUCUUCAUGUACCCCGCCCACAAGAAGAGUCCCAAGGGAAAGCUGAGGCUGCUUUACGAGUGCAACCCGAUGGCAUAUGUGAUCGAAAAGGCUGGAGGGAAGGCUAUCGCUGGUCAGGAAAGGAUUCUGGACAUCCAACCAACGGCCAUUCAUCAGCGAUGUCCUGUUACCAUGGGUUCCAUGGAGGAUGUCGAUGACUUCCUGACCAUUGCACAGAAACACUCCAGCUAAGGGACGAUCUCAUGGUGGAUAAGUUAAGAAAAAAAAAUAAAAAUAAAAUGUAGAUCAUACAUUCAGUAUUUUGUUCUUUGAUCCCAGUGGUUUUUGACAAAGUGUAGAGUGUGACAAUAUGGCAAUAGAAUGAUAACCCUACUUUGGUGAAAACCCCUUCACCAAAAUCUGUUUGGGCUUUUUUUAAUCCAGAAAUUAUAGGUGAAGAAUUAUGUAGCUGAUUAAUGUGUGAGAGUCAUCAAUGGUUUUCAUAUCACAGAUAAUGUGUCUCCUGUGAAAUAAUUUUUUUUAGUAAAGAAACCUUUUGUUUAAUGUUCAUCUGGUAACAAUUAGAUUCCUUCAAAAUGUUGGGUGAAUCAUCAGUGAUUUUACAAACUGGCACAAACCUUGGCUGGUCUCCAAAUCACAAUUUUGAGAUAAUCGCAUUCAAAGUAUCGGUGCUUUUCUAAUGCUCAUAAGUCAUAACUUCAUGCUUUGAAAGAAAGCAGAAAGCUGGUUUGUGCCACUUUGUAAUAUUAAAGGAGGGGUACUCUUUAAAUACAAAUUUUGAUCUGAAAUUUGUUCAUUUUAUCUGUAUAGUCAAUGAUGGACUUUCAGAAUAUUAAUAAACUCAGUUUUGAAAAUUUGACCAAAAAUUAGGUUUGUGUUAGUUCGUAAAAUCACUGACGAAAUGACGAGAACAUAGUAGAGGGGAAAUUAUACCACGUUGGUACGAUAGAAUACUUUUAUUGGUGUUCGAAUCUUUUUGUAAAACAACCCAAGCUUCCUCCUUUGGCAAAAUUUGACUAAUAAAAUUGCAAAGUGAGAAAGACAUGGAUGCAUGUAAGUCAUGCAUUAAUGAGACACUUCUGUUCAAGUUCAAAAUGACAAGCAUUUACACAUGUUCCACUUUAAUGUACAGUACGUAUGAAAAUUUAAUUUUCUCAAUUUGGAAUGGGAAAUGAAAGAUCCGUGCUGCAAUAUUUGACGUGCAAGCCGGGUUUUGGUGUACUACUAAUGGGAUUGAUGCGACGGCCAGUCAUGUAAUUUUUAAAGUGCUAUUUAUAAUGUAAAGCAGUCAUCAUUAGUCUCUAUCAGUAUAAAUGUGAUGAAUGGUUCAUUACUGUGCCAUAGCAAAAUUUGCAAUGCUUUUUAACCAAAGUUUUAUACUAUUACACUGCCUCUUGAAAUGAUUUAAAAUUAUUUUCUUAAUCCCUGAAAUCUGGUUUUCAUUGAUUAUAUUCAUUCUUGUUUGAUUAUUGGUGUAAGUUUGUUGCUGUUGUAAAACAACACUUUAUGAAGAAGCUUUAAAAUAGAUAAAUGAUUCAGCCUAAUUGUAGGAUCCGGUUGCUUGAAUUGGUCUUUGCAAGGGAACUACUUCUGUAUUGCUGAUUUGUUAUGAAAUGCCAUAUUAAACAACUUGUCUUACAUUAUCAACAUAUGAGUUUAUGUAUUCAUACAAACUGUUCUUUUUAAUAUAACUGUAUAAACUUGUCAUGAUCCAGAUCUAUAAAUAAUUGUACAUGCAAUCUAUGUAUUUCUCAAAAGUUUAAUGAUAAUUUUACAAACAGCACCCCAUACAGCAUUUCAUAAUAAAUCAGCAAUAUGAAAGUCUGUCCCAAGAAAGGGCCCUCUCUUGAUACUGGACCCAACUCUCUUGAAUUGACAACAGUUCUUCCCUUGUUUAGAAUCUUUUUGAGUAAUCUUAAUAUUAUUUACUUCGUCAAGCUUCCUUCGUUGGUUCUUUUAAGCUGUGAAACAGAAUUUUAUUUUUAAUAGUAUAGUAUACAGUAUCUCAUGUUUUACAGAGAUCAUAUAUCCAAGAUUAUCCUGGGCAUAAAACACAAUAACUUCAGCAGUAAUACAUGUACUUUAAACACAUCUUUUCCUUUUGUAAACUUUAUGUUGCUUAAACCACUGCCCUUGUUAUAUACCCAGUAUUCCAGUAUUGCCAUGGUAGUCACCAUAAUGGCAAAGUUACAACAGUUGUAAGUCCUUUAUGAAACGAGCCCCUUGUCUAAAGUUGUGGUUUAACCAUGGAAAAUCUAUUGUGACAGGUAUCUCUUACAGAACAAGUUCAAUUAUCAGAUCAAAUGACACUCAAAUCAUUCAUAACCGACUGUGAAUAAUUACUGAAAUAGUUCUCUUCAUCUUCAUCUUCAUGAGAGAAUGAGCCAAGUAAAGAUAGGAAACGUAUAAUGUAAUUGAAUUUUGAAAUGUUUGGCUUCCCAUAAUUUCAUGAAGAGUUUGACCAUGGCCAAAUUUAAACCAGAAUUCAAGAGUACAGGCCAUGGACCAUGGUCCAUCAGACUUACCCUUACUUGGAAUUCUGACGAUUUCAGAUGGUUUAGAAUUACUGGUGUGAUUUGUGUGUAAUUAUCCUCCAUGGAAAACAUUAUUAUAAAGCAAAUUUACAUCAAUUAGAGUGCUUUGUGAUUGUAUAUAAUUUUCUUUAAGUUUUUAACUUUUAUAUGAAUAAAAGGAGAUGAGAAGAAAUUCUAGAGACAGGGCUAAAAAGGAAACAGUUGUCUAGCAAUCAUCAAAUUGGUAUCUUUGUCAGUUGUAAAUCUGGUUGCUUACUUCAAGAUAUCUUCUUGGUAUCUUUAAAAGUGAGAGAAAUUCCAAUUUGUAGAUAUAUGUCUGCUAUACUUGUGUAUGCCCUAUUUUUUUUUAAGAAUAGAAAUGAUCAAGGCUGAAAGAAUGUUUUUAAAGACAGGAUUCUUUAAUAUCUGGGAAUUAUAUGAAGCAGUGUUAUGAAUUUUCAUGUGGCAUAGUGGCAAUCCCCUUAUUUAAAUUAUAUUUCUUAUACAAGUAGACAUUAAUAAUGGCUUUUGAUAUUAUUUUACUGAAAUAUUUGAUCAGCCGAAUUUACCUUUGUAAUUAUGUGCCAUUUUAUGAAUUUAGGAGCAUUUAGUGAUGAGAACAAUUAUGUUACAUUCCUAGUAGUAGUACAUAAAGUACAUAAUUGUGAUCAGAAAUGUUUACAAAACCUUAGAAUUUUGGUUUCCGGCAAUGAGACAAGCUAUCACUUGUAGGUCUCAUGUUACAUUGUUCACCGAUUUAUCGCAUGAUGGCUUUCAAUGAUUGAUUUACACAUUAUGGCGAGUGCAUUCAGAUGUAAAUAAUGAUCAAUUGCCAAGUUUUGUGUAACAGCGUCCUGAGAAAUGUUAUCUCUCCUUAGCUUUGCUUUGGAAAUAAAUCUUCAUUCAGAUAGAUGCGACUUCUUUCACUGCUACUAGUAGUCUAGUUCUAGAUGAUCUUAAUUGAAUUCUAUUCUCACAUCUGACGUAAUCCUGUGCGUAUGCCGAGCCGAGUGAGCGCGUUAAAUCGAGAACCUGUACACCUAAACAAAAAAUGUUCACUCAGACAGGUUCUUGGUUUUGCGUGCUCACACGGCUUGGGGUAUGCACUGUACAUCGGAUGCGAGAAUAGAAUUCAAUUAAAAUCUUCUAGAACUGGACUAUGCUGCCAGCAGCAAUCAUUUGCUUAGAGUAUGCUAAACCUUGAAAUCAGUACAGUUUAUGAAUGCUGGAUAGUUGUUGCCAAAGGCAGGGUAACGUAUAACGUUCUUGCAGUAUUUCAUGUCUAUUUUGCCCGAAAUUCAUUGAAUAAAUGAAGAUUAAAUAUCUAA